AUGGGCAUCAUGGAUGGGAUGGGGACGCUUGGUCGUUCUUGUUUCAGAGAUUUGGCACUUGGGAUUUGUUUCUUGGUCUGCAGAGAAUCUGGGGCUGACUUCGUCGCUCUAGUCUUCAUCUCUAUCACCCUGUCAUCACCAGACGACCCUCCCGUUGGGGUUAUCCUAUUUCCUGUUGUCCGUUGGGCUCAGGGACCUUCUUACACUACCCUUCAAGACACCGAUUGGGAAGACCUAUACGAACUUGGUGAACACGACAACGAAGAUCUAUUUCACCAUCAGGACAAUUGGACUCCUGAGCUUCGGUCCCUAUUCGGUGAUCCUCCCUAUAUCGAAUUCCCCUCUCUCCACUAUCAAACCGCCGACGUUAUCGAGUAUCUCCCCACCAUGUCGGGAAUCGAAAAACUCAACAACUCCAUUCUGAGUGUCUUCGAUGGCACCAAUUGGAAUACGUGGUCGGACAACUACAUGAGCAUCUGCAUGCAUCAGGGCACCUGGGGAGUGGUUAAACCCACUCAUAUUAUGGUUAACGGCACAUCUACCUCGAACCCUGGUUCUAUGGAGCGUCCUGGAACGGCUGGUGACAGCCAAUAUCAAUGGGACGUUGCCAAUGAAAAGGCACUGGGUCUUGCGCGGGUUUAUAUCACCCAGAAUCUGCGCAAGGGAAUCUUUAUGGACGGUCAGCGGGAGCGCACUGCGCGCGAGGUUUUUGCGAAAAUGGCGACGGAUUAUGGCCAACCAAAUGCCAUCGAUGCUUUCGUCGAGUACCGCCUCCUGAACACCACCACCUUCCACGGUGGUGAUACCAUUGAAAAACAAAUCAUGGAAAUGGAGACUCGUCGUCGCCAGUGUUCGGAAGGAGGAAUCGAGAUCCCUGAUUACCUCUUCGCAACUCUAAUGCUCGCCGCUUUGCCCGCUUCCAGCAGAGGUUUCGUCACCUCUUACCUGGCCAAUCGUCCUAUCGCUUCUCUGAACCCAGUCAAUGUCAAGAACAGCGUCAUAGGGAAUAUCAAGAUCGAGAACCUCGACACGACGUCGAACUCGAAGAUUUCCACCGUUCCAUCCCUUGCCACCCGCUGCACUCAUUGCAACAAGUCCGGUCACGUUGCGGCAUCCUGCUACAAGAAGUAUCCCAACCUCAAGCCGACUGGUCAAUCUUCUGACAAAGGCAAGGGGAAGCAGGAUGAGGGGAAGAAGAAAAAGAAGAAGGAAAAGAAGAGCGGUGAUGGUACUAGCGCUGUAAAAGAAGUUGUAGCCGCUCCCGCGGUUGCAGCUGCCUCCAAUGGAAUGCACAUUUCGUCCUAUCUCAUGAGUGACUCCCUCAAACAUAUCGAUGAUGGAAUUUUUGUUGAAGAAAUGGGAGACGACUCCAAAGUUCGUUUUCUAUGGGACUCGGGUUGUACGCAUCAUAUGACAAACACCCGAUCCAAUCUUCACAACAUCAGACCUAUCGACACCUAUGUAAUCGUUGGGUCGGGAACUCGCUUCAAGAAUGAAGCCGUUGGAGAUAUUGUGUUGCGGGGUCAUACUAGUAGUGGCAUGGACUACACCUUCACGCUGAAGGAUGUCAUCUACAACCCGCACAUAAGAGGGCGUUACCUUUCUGGGUAUGCGCUUGAUCAGGCUGGUUACUACACCGUGGUUGGUGACAACAAGGCAAUCCUAGUCACCAAGGAUUGGCUCAACAAGGGAAAAGCGCAUGGGGAUGUCUUGAUGACCUUUAAAGCAAGCAAUCGCUGCUACUGGUACUACCCCGAGGAGCUCGUGGCACCAUCUGUGUCUGCAUCUCACGAGUCUACCACGCUCGCUUCCCUGGAAACUACCGAUCGUGAAUUGUGGCAUAAGCAUUUUGGUCAUGCGGCUCGGAGGACCCUUUCUCACUUGCCGACACAAGUUGAAGGUGUUCCCCCCUUGCGACGCAAUAAAGACCAGCGCGGCAUGUGCGAUGGAUGUAUGCUUGGAAAACAGCACAAGCAUCCGUACCCUGCAUCAGAGAAACGUGCUAGCAAACCCCUCGAGCUUAUCCACACUGAUUUGAUGGGCCCCUGGCCUACUCAGUCGUUGGAAGGUUCACGCUACACAAUUUCGUUCUACGACGAUUUCUCAAGCUUUGGCAUGAUGGUACAACCUAUGGCACGAUUGGGAUGGCGAACACCUGCGGAACUGUGGCUUGGAAAGAAGCCAGACGUCUCUUAUUUCCGUGUGUUUGGAUGCAAGGCGUCUCUCUAUGUGGAUGUUGAAAAACGCCCGAAAGGGUUGGAGCAUGGACGCCCCGACCACAUCUUCGUUGGAUACGAACGAGAGACAAAAGCUUGGAAAGUGUGGGAUCCGAAUCAACGCAAGAUACGAAUCUCUUCAAACGUCGAGUUCGAUGAGCGAGUAUUCCCUGCCAAGUCCAAGCUAGUCACCGGCAAUGUGUCCUCUGGACCGGAGCCGUUCACACCAUUCGAGGAAACCUUCCCUGACCUUAUCAAUAAUCCUGCGCCUGCAACGCCUUAUGCAAGCAUACCACCUCCUGCUCUCCCACCGCCACCGGCACCCCUCGCGCAACAAGGUCCUGUCACGGGAUCGCGAGAAGUACCCCUAAUGCCUGGCCCGAUAGACGAUCGCCCGAUUGCCCAUCGCCGCCCUCAGGCCUAG
Molecule: messenger RNA, 2640 nt
Organism: Mycena citricolor
Lineage: Eukaryota; Fungi; Basidiomycota; Agaricomycetes; Agaricales; Mycenaceae
Source: the annotation of a GenBank genome assembly